Gryllus bimaculatus (two-spotted cricket) is the source of this 311-nucleotide messenger RNA. The record is from the annotation of a GenBank genome assembly. Lineage: Eukaryota; Metazoa; Arthropoda; Insecta; Orthoptera; Gryllidae.
ACAGGUUUCUUGAGCAGCAAACCUUUGUCUCCUCGGAUAAUGCGUUAACUCUAGUUUUGCGUCGCCCUUCUCCUUCAUUUGGAUCGAGCGAAAAGGAAUUUUUGAACGGAGCUUUCCUCUUCCAUGAUGAACAAGUUGAUGGCACGCUGCGACCUGAUACGUUGUGUGAUGUGGACUACUACGGACUGAGCAGUCCGCGUCAGGGCCACGUCACGAACCCUGGCGGCCAGCAGUUGUUUUGGAACUACGAGGGAACUUUACGAUGCUCCCAGAGAUUCAUUCCAGCGGCCAACCAGAGCAUCACGUUGACC